UUCACCUCCUCUGUGAGGCUUGUCCAAGAUGUGUAUUGCCUGUUGGUCUGCAGCUUGUUUCAAGAGCACACCAUACUAUAGACAAAAAGGGUCAUAAUGUUUUAUUUCCGCCAGUUAAUCUUGGCAGUCACAAAUCAGCAGAGUUCUUACCAUUCACAGCUGCUCUUGAAAAACAGAUGGCAAGAGAAAGAAUUUGUAAUGAAGGACUUCCAGUUUCAGAAGUAUACGAAUGCAGUCAGGAAGAUGGAAUCAAGGUUUUGCCUCCUAAGUCACCAAAAAGUAUGCCUGAAUGGCAAAGAGUAGCUGAGUUUUAUGUUGAAAAACCUCAACUAGCAUUGUUAGGAGAGAAAGUUAAACUUCAUCCAGGAUCUCUCAAAAUGUUUUGGACACCAGCUCCACAGAAAUUUUCUGCUCCUCUCUCUGUUAUGAAGGAAACCUUAUUUUCAAAGUAUGAGAGCAAUAUGAUUAAUGGGGUUAUUUGUGAAAACUUUUCCUGUGAUCUUCGAGAGGAAGAAGAAUCAGAGUCUGAGGAUGACUUCGAUAAUUUGCUUUCUAAUGUUAAAGUCAGUGGAAGAUGUCAUUCGUGUCCAGGAAUUUUACUUUCUGAACGGGAACCAUCAGAGAUACCAAAACCUUUGUUUUCCAGGAGAGUGGUGCAACAUACGUCUAUUUCUGUUGGAAAGCUUCCUAUACAUAAUAAAUACUGUAUCAAAGUAUCACGAGCAGUUCAAUGUUAUCGAAGUCCCAGCCUCCCUUCUAAGUUAGAUUUUGAAAAAUUUGCAGAAAAGCAAAAGAAAAUGCCAGAAGACACCAAUGACUAUCUUUGGGCGAGAAAAAUCUGGAUUAAAUGGUUUGAUGAACGAUACCCUCCCAGUAGGCAAUCUCCUGAAGAUAAACCAAUGUCAGGCAAAAAGGACAUGGAGGAGGAAACAAAGGAUAAAGAAUUAACUGACUCAGUAAAUCCUCUCUUGGAGGAAAAAACAGAUGAAUUUGACCAGUGUCAAUCUGAAAUUGAUGGAAUAACCCAACAGAUAGAAGAAGGAAGAUGUCCUGCAUUUAACUAUUGUAGGCGUGGAGCAAUAUACAGGAAAAUAGGCAAAAUGAAGGCAGCUAUGGAUGAUUUGGAAAAAGAUGCUGUAGCCAGUUUUCAACAGGCAUUGAAGCUGCUGACUGGUAGUGCAAAAUCUCUGCCUAAUACGUUUGAGGCUGCAGAAAUUUGCUUUUUCAUGGGCCAAUGCUAUAUGGAGCAAGUCUCUUUAUUAGAGGCCUGUGAUGCUUUUACUUCUGCUGUCAGGCUAUAUCCACGUUAUGCAGAUGCAUUUUAUCAGCGAGGGCUGUGCAGAAUGCAGCUCCAGCAACCUAAGUGCAUAUUAGAUUUUAAUAAAACACUUGCUGUACAACCAAAACAUUUUCAGGCAUAUUUAAGUCGUGCAGCUUACUAUGGAAGCAAAGAAAGAUACUCUAAGGCAAUAAUGAAUUGUACUGAAGCCAUCAAAAUUGAGCCUAAAAGCGUGAGAGCCUAUCUCUAUAGAGGAGCACUGAAAUUUCAUAAUAGGACCUACAAACAUGCCACUGAAGAUUUAACUAAAGCUAUAGACCUAGACAAUGCUUGCAUUUUGGCAUAUUACAAUAGGGGACUUUCCUACCACCUGUUGAAGGAUAGCAGAAAGGCUUUGAAAGAUUACGGGAUUGUUCUUCUUCUGGAUGCAAACAAGGAAAUUGUUUUGAAAGUGUUGAUCAACCGUGCAUUACUCUAUAUAGAUUUGGCUCAGUAUGGUAAUGCACUAGAGGACUUUGCACAGGUAGCACUGAGUAAACCAAAAGACAGUCAACUAUUUAAAGCCAUUGGACUCUGCUGUCAUAGCACCCUCCGGUGGCAUAUCCUCCCAGCUGACUCCCGGCCGUUUUCAAACCCUGCUAGAGUCUUACCCGGAACCUCGCGACAGCCCAGCUCUGCGAGACAACCCGGUGACAAUACUGAUGCUCCACUACCCUCUCCUAACCCAUAUGAGGUGGUCAGGGGUAGAUUGGACGUAGAACAAUCUCAGUCUGAUGACUACAUGAACGUUUUUCAGACUGACCUGGAUGAAUGGAGUGGGGAAUCUGACCAGGAGGAAGAGAUCUCCUAUCGCCUGUUUGACCUGGCGGAUUUCUCUCGUCUGUCACGUAGAGAAGGCGAAUCACUGUUCAAGGACCCCUAUCAGAGGAGGCUUGACUUUGUCUUCCGUAAGAUCCAUGAGGCCUCCGCUCAUUCCAUCCGGGCCUCUUCUACUGCCUCUAUCUUCUCAUGGGCUUCCAUGAUGUGGUUAGAGGAUAUCCUUGACGAACCCAACCCGGAUCCCGCCAAACUAAGGAAAGGUAUCCUCAAGAUACACAAGGCUGCUGCCUUUGUGGCCGACGCCACAUUAGACGCUUCCCAUCACGGUGCACGCGCCCUUGCAGCCGAAAUUGUAGCUCGUCGUACCCUAUGGCUCCAACAUUGGGACGCCGACUCGACUGCCAGAACCAACUUAUCCUUAGCUCCAUACUCGGGAAAUAUGCUCUUCAGUGAGGACACUCUCAAAGCAGUCCUUGUCGACCCCAAGGACAAUCGUAAACCUGCACUAGCUACGGCCAAAAGAGACAACCGCAGACCCGGACGAUGGUUUACCCCUUACCGUUCCUUCCAACCCUUUCGGAGAGGACGACCCGGUGGACGAGGACGGGACACCAGGCCUACAAAUUUCCAUCCCUUCAAGGCACCCUGGUCCAGACAACGAUCACAAUACAGGGGCCAAUACCAGAGCAGACUUCAGAAAUAUGAAGACGCUGUGCAUUCAUUUUCCAUGGUUCUUAAACUAGAUCCUUUUUCUCUGGAUGGCUAUAUUGGACGAGGAAAUGCAUACCUGGAAUAUGGUCAUGAGGAAGGCACCGAACAAGCCCUGAAAGAUUUCUUGAAAGCAAUACAUCUAAAUCCUGUGUGCAUAAAGACCCGACUUUGCUUAGGAUACAGUUUGCAGGCUCUUGGAAAAUUUCAGAAAGCUUGGUCCCAGUUUACAACAGCCAUUUAUAUUGAUCCUACAUGUCACAUUGCUUAUGAUGGGCGAGCUGUAGUCUGUCUUCAGAUGGGUGAUACUUUUGCUGCCUUUCAAGAUACAAAUGCUGCACUGAAGAUAACUACAAAUGCAGAGUUGCUUACAAAUCGAGGUGUCAUUAAUCAGUUUAUGGGAUAUUUGAAUUGUGCUAUGAAAGACUACCAUCAGGCUAUUACCAUUGACCCUAAUUAUGCUUUGGCAUAUUUCAAUGCAGCAAAUAUCUACUUUCUUAACAGGCAGUUCUCACAGGCAAACGACUAUUAUUCCAAGGCACUGAUGCUUGAUCCAAAAAAUGAAUCUGCAUUCUUGAAUCGAGCUAUUACAAAUACUCUGUUAAAAAACUUUGAAGAAGCAAAAGCAGAUUUUGAGAAGGCAAUUUGCCUUUCUCCUUUCUCUGCAGCAAUAUAUUUUAACAAGGCAAAUCUCUACAGUACAUUACAGCAAUAUGAACAAGCUGAGGAGGACAUUUCAAAAGCACUGUCAAUUCAACCAUAUGAUUCUCUGAUGUAUAAGCUCAGAGCUGAUAUUCGUGGCAAGAUGGGUUUGAUUAAAGAAGCUAUUGCUGAUUACAGGAAAGCUAUCAGUAUCCAAGAACUUAUCAGCACUGGAUGAAAAUAUAUUUUUUGAUAUAUAGUUACACGAUAGCUGAUAUUAUGGUCACUUUUCCUGUUUAUUUUGAAGAUC
Molecule: messenger RNA, 3758 nt
Organism: Rhineura floridana
Lineage: Eukaryota; Metazoa; Chordata; Lepidosauria; Squamata; Rhineuridae
Gene: TTC6
Product: tetratricopeptide repeat domain 6
Exons: 21
Coding region: 177-3686 (1169 amino acids)
Molecular function (GO): protein binding
Source: RefSeq, a predicted model, not a curated record